Messenger RNA from Rattus rattus (black rat), 3462 nucleotides. It is a transcript of the gene Cps1, whose product is annotated as carbamoyl-phosphate synthase 1. Gene Ontology annotation, cellular component: cytoplasm. Gene Ontology annotation, biological process: 'de novo' pyrimidine nucleobase biosynthetic process; L-glutamine metabolic process. Gene Ontology annotation, molecular function: metal ion binding; ATP binding; carbamoyl-phosphate synthase (glutamine-hydrolyzing) activity. NCBI's taxonomy places the organism in Eukaryota, Metazoa, Chordata, Mammalia, Rodentia, Muridae. The record is from RefSeq and is a predicted model, not a curated record.
AAAAUGACGAGGAUUUUGACAGCAUGCAAAGUGGUGAAGACACUGAAGAGUGGCUUUGGUUUGGCCAAUGUGACUUCGAAGCGACAGUGGGACUUCUCCAGACCUGGCAUCAGGCUCCUUUCUGUGAAGGCACAGACAGCACACAUUGUCCUGGAAGAUGGAACUAAGAUGAAGGGCUACUCCUUUGGCCACCCCUCCUCGGUUGCUGGCGAAGUGGUUUUUAAUACUGGCUUAGGAGGGUACUCGGAAGCACUUACUGAUCCUGCCUACAAGGGGCAGAUCCUCACCAUGGCCAACCCUAUCAUUGGGAAUGGUGGGGCCCCUGAUACCACGGCACGUGAUGAACUGGGACUGAAUAAGUACAUGGAGUCUGAUGGAAUCAAGGUGGCGGGUCUGCUCGUGCUGAAUUACAGUCAUGACUACAACCACUGGCUGGCCACCAAGAGUCUGGGUCAAUGGCUGCAGGAGGAGAAGGUCCCUGCAAUUUAUGGAGUGGAUACAAGAAUGCUGACUAAAAUAAUUCGGGAUAAGGGUACCAUGCUUGGGAAGAUUGAGUUUGAGGGCCAGUCUGUGGACUUUGUGGAUCCCAAUAAGCAGAAUUUGAUUGCCGAGGUUUCAACCAAGGAUGUCAAGGUGUUUGGCAAAGGAAACCCCACGAAAGUGGUAGCCGUGGACUGUGGGAUAAAAAACAAUGUCAUCCGCCUGCUAGUUAAGCGAGGAGCAGAAGUGCAUUUGGUCCCCUGGAAUCAUGACUUCACCCAGAUGGAGUAUGAUGGACUUCUGAUCGCUGGAGGACCUGGGAACCCAGCUCUGGCACAGCCACUAAUUCAGAACGUGAAGAAGAUUUUGGAGAGUGACCGCAAAGAGCCGUUGUUUGGAAUCAGUACAGGAAACAUAAUAACAGGAUUGGCUGCUGGCGCCAAAUCCUACAAGAUGUCCAUGGCCAACAGAGGACAGAACCAACCUGUUUUGAAUAUCACAAACAGACAGGCUUUCAUAACUGCUCAGAAUCAUGGCUAUGCUCUGGACAACACCCUCCCUGCUGGCUGGAAACCACUGUUUGUCAAUGUCAAUGACCAAACAAACGAGGGGAUUAUGCAUGAGAGCAAACCCUUCUUCGCUGUGCAGUUCCACCCAGAGGUCAGCCCGGGGCCAACAGACACUGAGUACCUAUUUGAUUCCUUCUUCUCACUGAUAAAGAAGGGCAAAGGCACCACCAUUACCUCAGUUCUGCCCAAGCCAGCGUUGGUGGCAUCUCGAGUUGAGGUUUCCAAGGUCCUUAUCCUAGGAUCAGGAGGCCUGUCCAUUGGUCAGGCAGGUGAAUUUGAUUACUCCGGAUCUCAGGCUGUAAAAGCCAUGAAGGAAGAAAACGUCAAAACAGUCCUGAUGAACCCGAACAUUGCAUCCGUGCAGACCAACGAGGUGGGAUUGAAGCAGGCAGAUGCAGUCUACUUUCUCCCUAUCACCCCCCAGUUUGUCACAGAAGUUAUCAAGGCUGAACGGCCUGAUGGGUUAAUUCUGGGCAUGGGUGGCCAGACAGCUCUGAACUGUGGAGUGGAACUAUUCAAGAGGGGUGUGCUCAAGGAAUAUGGUGUGAAGGUCUUGGGAACAUCGGUCGAGUCCAUUAUGGCCACAGAAGACAGGCAGCUUUUCUCAGACAAGCUGAAUGAGAUCAACGAGAAGAUUGCUCCUAGCUUUGCAGUGGAAUCAAUGGAGGAUGCCUUGAAGGCAGCAGACACCAUUGGCUACCCUGUGAUGAUUCGGUCUGCGUAUGCUCUGGGUGGGUUAGGCUCCGGUAUCUGUCCCAACAAGGAGACCUUAAUGGAUCUUGGCACAAAGGCAUUUGCUAUGACCAACCAGAUCCUGGUGGAGCGGUCAGUGACAGGCUGGAAAGAAAUAGAAUAUGAAGUUGUCCGAGAUGCGGAUGAUAACUGUGUCACAGUCUGUAACAUGGAAAAUGUUGACGCCAUGGGUGUUCACACAGGUGACUCAGUUGUUGUGGCCCCGGCCCAGACCCUCUCCAAUGCAGAGUUCCAGAUGUUGAGACGCACUUCAAUCAAUGUUGUUCGCCACUUGGGCAUUGUGGGUGAAUGCAACAUUCAGUUUGCUCUUCACCCCACUUCCAUGGAAUACUGUAUCAUUGAAGUGAAUGCCAGGCUCUCCCGGAGUUCUGCCCUGGCCUCCAAGGCCACUGGCUACCCACUGGCGUUCAUCGCAGCAAAGAUCGCUCUAGGAAUCCCACUUCCAGAAAUCAAGAAUGUUGUGUCUGGGAAGACCUCAGCCUGCUUCGAACCUAGCCUGGAUUACAUGGUGACCAAGAUUCCUCGCUGGGACCUUGACCGUUUUCAUGGAACAUCCAGCCGAAUUGGUAGCUCAAUGAAAAGUGUAGGCGAGGUCAUGGCCAUUGGUCGCACCUUUGAGGAAAGUUUCCAGAAGGCUCUGAGGAUGUGCCAUCCAUCUGUGGAUGGGUUCACUCCCCGUCUCCCAAUGAAUAAGGAAUGGCCAGCAAACCUGGAUCUGAGGAAGGAGCUGUCUGAACCCUCCAGCACCCGCAUCUACGCCAUUGCUAAGGCCUUGGAAAACAACAUGUCCCUUGACGAAAUCAUGAAGCUCACAUCCAUUGACAAGUGGUUUUUGUAUAAGAUGCGUGACAUUUUAAACAUGGAUAAGACACUGAAAGGGCUUAACAGCGAGUCUGUUACAGAAGAAACUCUGAGACAGGCCAAAGAGAUUGGGUUCUCAGACAAGCAGAUUUCAAAAUGUUUAGGACUGACCGAGGCUCAGACAAGAGAGCUGAGAUUGAAGAAAAACAUCCACCCUUGGGUUAAACAGAUUGAUACAUUGGCUGCAGAAUACCCAUCAGUGACAAAUUACCUGUAUGUUACCUACAAUGGCCAGGAGCAUGACAUCAAAUUUGAUGAACAUGGAAUAAUGGUGCUGGGCUGUGGCCCAUACCACAUUGGCAGCAGUGUGGAAUUUGAUUGGUGUGCUGUCUCCAGUAUCCGCACACUGCGCCAGCUUGGCAAGAAGACGGUGGUGGUGAAUUGUAACCCAGAGACUGUGAGCACUGACUUUGAUGAGUGUGACAAACUCUACUUUGAAGAGCUGUCUUUGGAGAGAAUCCUAGAUAUCUACCACCAGGAGGCAUGUAAUGGCUGCAUCAUAUCAGUCGGGGGCCAGAUUCCAAACAACUUGGCGGUUCCGCUAUACAAGAACGGUGUCAAGAUCAUGGGUACCAGCCCUCUGCAGAUCGAUAGGGCUGAGGAUCGCUCCAUCUUCUCGGCUGUCUUAGAUGAGCUGAAGGUGGCCCAGGCUCCUUGGAAAGCUGUUAACACUUUGAAUGAAGCGCUGGAAUUUGCAAACUCUGUGGGCUAUCCCUGCUUACUGAGACCUUCCUAUGUUUUGAGUGGGUCUGCCAUGAACGGAAGGUUCUCUGAGGAUGAGAUGAAAAAGGUUCCUUAG